CCUAGGAUGCUGCUGUGGAUUGCUGGCGUUUGCCUUCUGCCAGCGUUUGUGCAAGCGGCCAACAUCCUCUGCCUAACGCCCGUCCCUAGCCCAAGUCAUCACAUAUGGAACCGUGUGUGGAUCGAGGCUCUGGCCUCGCGAGGACACAAUCUAACCGUGGUCUCGGCGGACGUGGACCGGAAGCCUCAUCCCAACGUUACGUACAUUCACCUUGAACAGGCGUACACCGAUUUGCAUGACGAACUCGACCUGUUCGAGAUGGCCGACCGGAGUGCAUUGCUUGGCAUUCGCGAUCUGUACACCUGGGGCUCGGCAAUGUGCACGGGUGUGCUACGCUCGAACGGUCUCCGCACGAUACGAGCGUACCCGGACGAAUUCCAAUUCGAUCUCGUCAUCGCCGACGUUACCUGCGGGCCGUGUCUGUUUCCGCUCAUACACCGUUUCGGCUAUCCACCCCUGAUUGCCGUGACGGCGUUCAACAAUCCUCAGUUCACAACGGAUUUCGUCGGUGGCCACAAACACUACGCGUACGUGCCGUUUUUCACAGUCAACUACGAUUCGGACAUGAACAUAUGGCAGCGGUUCUACAACUGGGUGCUGCACAACGUCGAUCACUGGUAUCGACAUCGCGUGUUCCUACCAAAAAUAGAGCGAAUGGCACGGGAACACUUCCGGUACGACGGCAUGAUUCCGUUGGAGGAAAUGGAACGCCGGACCUACCUGUUGCUGGCAAACUUCCACUACUCCGUCGAUUUCGCCGAAUCCAUUCCGCCGAGCCACAUACCGGUGGGUGGCCUCCAGAUACUGCCCGCAAAGCCACUGUCCGCCGAGCUGACACGGUUCAUUGCCGCCGGUCCGGAAGGGGCGAUCCUUUUCUCGCUCGGCACGAACGUGCGCAGUGCCGACCUAGGCGAGACCCGUAUCGGGAUGUUUCUCGAAGCGUUCCGGCAGCUGCCGCAGUUCCAUUUCGUGUGGAAGUUCGAGAGCAACCCAAACUUUUCCAUACCUCCUAACGUGCUGAUCAAGAGUUUUCUGCCGCAGAACGACAUUCUGGCGCACCCGAAUGUCGUAGCGUUUAUCACGCACGGCGGCAUGCUGAGUACGCACGAAGCCACCUGGCACGGGGUUCCGAUGAUUGGCAUUCCGUUCAUCUGCGAUCAAUAUCGGAACCUACACAAAUCCGUGACGGCUGGCGUUGCACUCCGGCUGGAUCAGCAUUCUUUGUCGACGGAGAAAAUCAAACGUGCCGUCCUGGAGCUGACCGGUGACACCCGGUACCGAGAGAGGAUGCGCCAGCGCUCGGCGCUUCUCCGCGAUCAACCGGAGCACCCGCUGGACCGGGCUGUGUGGUGGAUCGAGUGGGCCUUACGCCACCCGGACGCCGGCGCAAUUCAGUCGCCCACGAAGCGCAUGUCCGUGUGGCAGUCCGAGCUGUACGAUGUAAAGCUGCUGCUGCUCCUAGCGAUCGUGCUCCUGGUGUACCAAACCGGCCGGAUACUGUCACGCUGCGUGCGGUGGGCUGCGAUUAUUCUACCGGCUGGGAAAAAAACCAACUAACACAAUAAACGAUGGCCAACGGUGCUUCGGGCGGAGCGUGUAUCAUUACAAUCUCGCCAACUCACGCGUGUGAUCACGCGAACCGUAUCUCUUCCGUCAACUAUCAAGCACUUCAUGUGGUGCCUUUUCUCCGCUUGAAUGGCGAAUCGUUGAUA
Molecule: messenger RNA, 1712 nt
Organism: Anopheles cruzii
Lineage: Eukaryota; Metazoa; Arthropoda; Insecta; Diptera; Culicidae
Product: UDP-glucosyltransferase 2-like
Exons: 3
Coding region: 7-1557 (516 amino acids)
Molecular function (GO): UDP-glycosyltransferase activity
Source: RefSeq, a predicted model, not a curated record